CAUUCUGAGUUCGUUUGUGUUCGCUAGUUGUUUUGUGUAAAAUUACAAAGUGUUUUUGUCGAAAGCCGCCAGCAAAUACAUAACACUGAGCGCGGUGGUAGUAUAUGUGUCAUUCGAUUUCUCCAAGCAACGCACGAUUUGUCUGAAUUAUGGCCGCCUCAGUGCUGCUCGCGUGCGGGUUGAAUGAACAGAAGUUGCCCGGUUUCGUGCACAUCAGCGAGGAGUCCAACGUGGAUGGCAGCUUCCUGAUUAGCUGCAUAUUGGGGCAACGUUUGCGCAUCUCCAACGCGGGCACGCUGCUCGUCUGUCUGCAGCAUCAUUAUCAGCAUUAUUUCAAUGCGGGCAUGCGGCUCGGCUACAAUACGAACAUCUUUCUGGACAAGACGCUCAAUGUCAUCGAUGUGCUCAGCGACAUGGCGCGACAUGGCCUCAGCUCCAAGUGGCUGCGCUCGCCGGAUGGCCUAACGCUAACCGAGCAGUUGGUGAAGGAUAUACGCAGCCAACUGGCCAACAACUUUCCCAAUCGCAGCAGCUACACCAUAUUGAUUGACAAUCUGUCCAUAUUAUUCAAUUUGGGCGCCAGCAAGCAGCAGGUGCAACAGUUCUGCCUGGAUCUGGCCGAUCUGGCCAAGGAGCAUGAGAAUCUGACGGUCAUCACCAAGCUGAGCAACAGCGACAUUCAUCAGCUGACGGACAAUAAUGUGGCCAAAUUGGGACAUGUGCGCAUCCAGGUGCUGCGGCUCAAGAGCGGCGUCUUCCGCGAGGUCGAUGGCAGGCUGUUGAUUGAGCGUGUCCUGGACGAGGGCAGCUAUGCGUGCGAGCAGUCCCGCAAGGAGGUGCUCUACAAGGUCAACGAUCGCAAUGUCAAGAUUUUCAAUCCGGGCGAAAUCGGCGUCAAAGUUUAAGUUCAAAAUCGCAUUGCUUCACUUUUUUAUGGAAUUUAUUAAAGCCAUUUUGAUAUAACUAAA
Drosophila novamexicana is the source of this 968-nucleotide messenger RNA. RefSeq lists its product as uncharacterized. NCBI's taxonomy places the organism in Eukaryota, Metazoa, Arthropoda, Insecta, Diptera, Drosophilidae. Gene Ontology annotation, cellular component: elongator holoenzyme complex. Bases 150 to 905 code for a protein of 251 amino acids. The record is from RefSeq and is a predicted model, not a curated record. Gene Ontology annotation, biological process: tRNA wobble uridine modification. The transcript is spliced from 2 exons.